CUCCAUUAGUGGAGUCCUGAGAACGCCCUGCAGACCGAGGGUGGCCCUGCCCAUAGCUCCCACCUCAGGCCAAGAUGAGCAGCUGUUCAGAGUAACUGGGAGGACCAGUGUCCUGGGCAGCCCAGCAGGUCUGGACAGAGCCCUGCUGGCAGGAACCAUGACAGAGGCUGGGGAUGCAGCACUGUCAGUGGCUGAGUGGCUGCAGGCACUGCACCUGGAGCAGUACACCGCGCUCUUUGAGCAUCAUGGACUGGUGCGGGCCACAGAUUGCCAAGGCCUCAGCGAUGCCCGCCUGGUGGACAUGGGUGUACAACUUCCUGGCCACCGCCGCCGCAUCCUGGCUGGCCUGCUCCGUGCCCAUGCACCUCCAGUCCCAGCACCCCGCCCUACCCCACGGCCUGUGCCCAGGAAGCGUAAUGUCUUCCGCCCACUGCCCUCAGCCACCACUCCACCUGAGCCACUUACCACGACCAGAGAGGAUGAGGGACUACCCACUGCCCCACCUAUCCCACCCCGGAGGAGCUGCCUUCCUCCUGCCUGCUUCUCUACCCCUUCCACAGCUGUCCCAGACCCUGCGCUGCCCCCUGUGCUGCCCCCGCUGCCUGCCAAGCGGCAUUUGGCAGAGUUAAGUGUUCCACCUGUGCCCCCUCGCACUGGGCCCCCCCGUCCACCCGUGAGCCCUCCCUACAAAGAAGAGGAGUUACUGUCAUCGCCACUGUCAGCCUCUCCUCAGCCAGAACCUGAGGAGCCCUGGGUCACCUUCCCCCGGGAGCCUCCCCAGCCUCCUUCUCCUAGCCUCCCAGAUAUCCCCCCAAAGCCUCUUCACCGGUUCCCAGAGUUCGAUGACCCUGACUACGAUGAGACCCCAGAGGAGGGGCCAGGAGCCCCAGCUGGCGUGAUGACCAAGAAGGAGGAGCUUCCAGUGAGCCGAGUCCCACGUGCCGUGCGUGUGGCCAGUCUGCUGAGCGAGGGGGAGGAACUGUCGGACGACCAAGGGGAUGAAGAAGAGGAUGACCAGGCCUACGAGGGCAUCCCCAAUGGUGGAUGGCACACCAGCCACCUGAGCUCAUCCGUGCCCAGCAGCCUCCUGAGCCCCCAGCUCCCACCCCAUCCCAUGGAUCGACUGCCCGGGGGCCCCACCCCCAUCGCACAGGUCAUCAAGUCUGGCUGGUUGGACAAGAACCCACCGCAGGGAUCUUAUAUAUAUCAGAAGCGAUGGGUGAGACUGGAUGUCGAUUACCUGCGAUACUUUGAUAGUAACAAGGACGCCUACUCUAAGCGCUUUAUCUCUGUGGCCUGCAUCUCCCGCGUGGCCGCCAUUGGGGACCAGAAGUUUGAAGUGAUCACGAACAACCGGACCUUUGCCUUCCGGGCAGAGAGUGAUGCGGAGCGGAAGGAGUGGAUGCAGGCCCUGCAGCAGGCAGUGGCUGAGCAGCGUGCCCGGGCCCGGCUAUCUAGUGCUUCUCUGUUGGGUGUUCAAGGCUCAGAGCUGCCUGACCGUGCUGGCAGCCUGGAGCUGCGUGGCAUCAAGAAUAAACUGUAUGUGGCUGUGGUUGGGGACAAAGUGCAGCUUUACAAGAAUCUGGAGGAGUACCACCUGGGCAUCGGCAUCACCUUCAUCGACAUGAGCGUGGGCAAUGUGAAGGAAGUGGACCGGCGUAGCUUCGAUCUCACUACCCCGUACCGCAUCUUCAGCUUCUCAGCCGAAACAGAACUAGAGAAGGAGCAGUGGCUGGAGGCCAUGCAGGGAGCCAUUGCCGAGGCCCUGUCUACCUCAGAGGUGGCCGAGCGCAUCUGGGCCGUGGCCCCCAACAGAUUCUGUGCCGACUGCGGGGCUGCCCAGCCUGACUGGGCCUCCAUCAACCUCUGUGUCGUCAUCUGCAAGCGCUGUGCAGGGGAGCACCGUGGCAUGGGUGCUGGCGUUUCCAAGGUACGGAGCCUGAAGAUGGACAGGAAAGUGUGGACAGAAACACUCAUCGAGCUCUUCUUACAGCUGGGCAAUGGCGCCGGGAACUGCUUCUGGGCAGCCAGUGUGCCUCCCAGUGAGGCCCUGCAGCCCCACAGCAGCUCCGAUGCCCGGCGGCGCCACCUGGAGGCCAAAUACCUCGAGGGCAAGUACCGCCGUUACCAUCCACUCUUUGGCAACCAGGAGGAGCUGGACAAGGCCCUGUGUGCCGCAGUCACUACCACAGACCUGGCCGAGACCCAGGCGCUCCUGGGCUGUGGAGCUGGGGUCAAUUGCUUCUCAGGGGACCCAGAGGCUCCCACACCCCUAGCUCUUGCCGAGCAGGCGGGGCAGACACUGCAGAUGGAAUUCCUUCGGAACAACCGGACCACAGAGGUACCUCGGCUGGAUUUGAUGAAGCCCCUGGAAAAGCACUACUCUGUUGUCCUGCCAACUGUGAGCCACAGUGGCUUCCUCUACAAGACCGCUUCUGCUGCCAAGCUGCUGCAGGACCGCCGUGCCCGGGAAGAGUUCAGCCGGCGCUGGUGUGUCCUUAGUGACGGGGUCCUGAGCUACUAUGAGAAUGAGCGGGCAGUGACCCCCAACGGGGAGAUUCGGGCCAGCGAGAUUGUGUGCCUGGCAGUGCCCCCUCCUGACACCCACGGCUUUGAGCACACCUUUGAGGUGUACACGGAGGGAGAGCGACUGUAUCUGUUUGGACUGGAGAGUGCAGACCUGGCUCGUGAGUGGGUCAAGUGCAUUGCUAAGGCGUUCGUGCCUCCCCUGGCUGAGGAUCUGCUGGCCCGGGAUUUUCAGCGGCUUGGGCGCCUACCCUACAAAGCUGGUCUGAGCCUGCAGCGGGCCCAGGAGGGCUGGUUCUCUCUCACCGGCUCCGAGCUCCAUGCCAUCUUCCCAGAGGGGCCUUGCGAGGAGCCAUUGCAACUGCGGAAACUGCAGGAGCUUUCCGUCCAAGGGGACAGCGAGAACCAGGUGUUGGUGCUGGUGGAGAGAAGGAGGACACUGUAUAUCCAGGGAGAGCGGCGACUGGACUUCGCGGGCUGGCUGGGGUCCAUCCAGAAAGCAGCGGCCAGCUCGGGGGAUACGCUGUCGGAGCAGCAGCUGGGAGACUCGGACAUCCCCGUGAUAGUGUACCGCUGCGUGGACUACAUCACGCAGUGUGGCCUGACCUCCGAGGGAAUCUACCGCAAGAGUGGACAGACUUCGAAGACACAGCAGCUGCUGGAGAGCCUGCGGCAGGAUGCUCGCUCUGUGCGCCUCAAGGAGGGCGAGCAGCAUGUGGACAAUGUCUCCUCGGCCCUCAAACGCUUCCUGCGAGACCUGCCUGAUGGGCUCUUCACACGAGCCCAGCGCCUCUUCUGGCUGGAGGCUUCAGAGAUUGAGGAUGAGGAGGAGAAGAUCUCCAGGUACCGAGGGCUCCUGGCACGUCUGCCACCAGUCAACCGGGCCACAGUGAAGGCCCUUAUCAGCCAUCUGUACUGUGUCCAGUGCUUCUCCGACACGAACCAGAUGAACACACACAACCUGGCCAUCGUUACAACUGGCCACGUGGUGGAAGACCUCAUCAACCACUAUGUGGUGGUGUUCAGUGUGGACGAGGAGGAGCUGAGGAAGCAGCGGGAAGAGAUCACCGCCAUUGUAAAGAUGCGUGUGGCUGGCACUGCCAGUGGGACACAGCACGCCGGUGACUUCAUCUGCACUGUGUACCUGGAGGAGAAGAAGGCAGAGGCUGAGCAGCAUAUCAAGAUCCCAGCAUCCAUGACAGCUGAGGAGCUGACCCUGGAGAUCCUGGAUCGCAGGAAUGUGAGCAUCAGGGAGAAGGACUAUUGGACCUGCUUUGAGGUCAAUGAGAGGGAGGAGACAGAGCGCCCCCUGCACUUUUCGGAGAAGGUGCUGCCAAUCCUGCACGGGCUGGGCAUAGACAGCUACCUGGUGGUGAAGAAGUACCAGUCCAUGGAGGCCAUGUUGCUGUACCUGGCCAGCCAUGUGGGUGACACCAAGCAUGGCAUGAUGAAGUUCCGCGAGGACCGCAGCCUCCUGGGCCUGGGCCUGCCCUCAGGUGGCUUCCACGAUCGCUACUUCAUCCUCAACAGCAGCUGCCUGCGGCUCUACAAGGAGAUCCGGAGUCACAGACCUGAGAAGGAGUGGCCUGUGAAGAGCCUCAGAGUCUACUUGGGCGUGAAGAAGAAACUCCGGCCACCCACCUGCUGGGGCUUCACUGUGGUGCACGAGACAGAGAAACACGAGAAGCAGCAGUGGUACCUCUGCUGUGAGACACAGAUGGAGCUCCGGGAGUGGUUCGCCACCUUCCUCUUUGUGCAGCACGAUGGCCUGGUGUGGCCCUCAGAGCCCUCACGCGUGUCCCGGGUGGUCCCCGAGGUCCGGAUGGGCAGCGUAUCGCUGAUCCCCCUGCGUGGCAAUGAGAACGAAAUGCGCCGGAGCGUGGCUGCCUUUGCCGCGGACCCCCUUUCUCUCCUGAGAAACAUGUGAGUGCAGGAGCCAGUCCCUGGCUCUGGGAUUCUUGCUGCCUGGAAGCCUUCCUGUUCAGACACCCUCAUGCCCUGCGUGCCUGCCGUGAGCCAGCAGAGGGCGCAUGAGGAAGCUGCACCCCACAUUCCACAUCCAGACUGCAGCAUGGGGAUCCCUGGCUGGGGUGGGGGCAGCAGGGCCUAUCUGAAGAGGAACCCCGCACCUGCUCUGUCCAGGUGCUCAGCCCUCCUGGCCUGGUCUGCUCUCCCCCAGGGUCACCCACCCUGAGUUUGAGAGGUUGGAGAGAUAGGCAUCAAUCAGGAGCUCUGGAGGGACACCAUCCUUCCAGAGGCUCGAGGCUUUGGGGCCCCCGCUGGAAGGGAGCCUGCCGCCUUGCACCAACAACAGAAAGCUGAUACUCUAAGGAACACUCAUUUGGGGGGAGGCGGGGGGGAGCUCUUGGGUAAGUUUCUACAGGGCUGAGAAGUGGACUUGGGGGUCUUCAGCCCCUCUUCUGGUCUGGGCUGCCUGGGAUGGCCCAGGUUGCCUGGUGCCUCUUCCCCACUUUGGGGACCUUUUGAUACUAUAAAUAUAUAUAUCUGUGUAUUUUA
Myotis davidii is the source of this 5043-nucleotide messenger RNA. It is a transcript of the gene ARAP1, whose product is annotated as ArfGAP with RhoGAP domain, ankyrin repeat and PH domain 1. NCBI's taxonomy places the organism in Eukaryota, Metazoa, Chordata, Mammalia, Chiroptera, Vespertilionidae. The transcript has 35 exons. Gene Ontology annotation, molecular function: GTPase activator activity; protein binding. Gene Ontology annotation, biological process: signal transduction. Gene Ontology annotation, cellular component: plasma membrane; trans-Golgi network; cytoplasmic vesicle. The record is from RefSeq and is a predicted model, not a curated record. Bases 158 to 4453 code for a protein of 1431 amino acids.